Molecule: messenger RNA, 3530 nt
Organism: Triplophysa rosa
Lineage: Eukaryota; Metazoa; Chordata; Actinopteri; Cypriniformes; Nemacheilidae
Product: gastrula zinc finger protein XlCGF8.2DB-like
Exons: 2
Coding region: 142-1299 (385 amino acids)
Source: RefSeq, a predicted model, not a curated record
GCCGGCCGCUAUUAACCAUUCAAGAAGAGGAGAUGUAUCUACAGCCCAGAAGAUAAAAAUCCACAAAUGUCUGGUGAACUUGAUAGAUGAAAGUGAAGAAUUGAAUGAAGCUGAGAAAAACUUCAGAAACCUCAUUUCAGAAUGGAAGAAAUAUCUUCAGGUGGCUUUUCAAACCAACAGAAACCCUCUUUUGCCUGUCCUCAUUGUGAAGAGGUCUUUGCACGAAAAGGUAGCUUAGAGACGCACAUAAGAAUCCACACUGGAAAGAAGCUCUUCACCUGCCCUCAAUGUGGAAAAAGUUUCUUGUACAAAGGAAAACUUGAAGAGCACAUACGAAUUCACACCGGAGAGCGUCCAUUUUCAUGUGUUGAGUGUGGAAAGAGUUUCGCACAAAACUGUAGACUUAAGGACCACUUGAGAUUGCACACUGGGGAGCGUCCGUACACAUGUGUUGAGUGUGGAAAGAGUUUCACACAAAACUGUAGACUUAAGGACCACUUGAGAGUGCACACUGGGGAGCGCCCGUACACAUGUGUUGAGUGUGGAAAGAGUUUCGCACAAAACUGUAGACUUAAGGACCACUUGAGAGUGCACACUGGGGAGCGUCCGUACACAUGUGUUGAGUGUGGAAAGAGUUUCGCACGAGGUAGUAGUCUUAACAUUCACAUGACAAUUCACUCUGGAGAACGCCCGUACAAAUGUGUUCACUGUGGAACAUGCUUUAAACACCAAAAAAGACUUAAGGACCACAUGAGAAUUCACACUGGGGUGCGCCCUUACAAAUGUCCACACUGUGUGAAGGGUUUCAAGCGCGCAAGUCAUCUUAACGUUCACAUGAGAAUUCACUCUUUGGAGUACCUAUACAAAUGUCUUCAGUGCGGAAAGACUUUCACAGACAAAAGUAAUUUUAUCGUCCACAAGAGAAUCCACUCCGGAGAGAACCCAUAUACAUGUCUUCAGUGUGGAAAGAGUUUUACGCAAAGUGGUAGUCUUAAAAUUCACAGAAGAAUUCAUUCUGGCGAACGCCCUUUCACAUGUCCUCAGUGUGGAAAGAGUUUCCCACGCAAAGAUAUUCUAAAGAUGCACAUGAGAAUUCACUCUGGAGAUCGCCGGUACGCAUGUCCUCAGUGUGAAAAGAGUUUUACUCAUAAAUAUAGUCUCCAGGUCCACAUAAGAAUUCACUCUGGAGAGCGUCCAUACACAUGUAUUCAGUGUGGAAAGAGUUAUACGCAGAAUGGAUGCCUUCGGCGACACAAAAGAAUUCACUCUGUAGAAUCCUCAUACACGUCUUCAGCGUAGAAAAAGUUACACAAUUAAAGAAUUGUCACAUGAAUUUAUUUAAUAAAUGCAACAUAUUGUUUGCUUUAAAGUACCUACAAAAUGAGGAUGAACCGAUUUAAAGCUUACAAGAUGUGUAUCAACACAAGUUUCCACCUGUAAUUUAAUUUCACCUCCACUAGCAGACACCACUUCCACCUCUCAUCCAGGGCUGUGUUUCCCAAAAGCAUCGUAACCUUAAGUUGAUCUUAGAACCAUUGUCACCAAUGGAGCUACGAUCAACGUAUGCUUACGAUGGUUUUGGGAAACGCAGCCCAGGUCUCAUGAUUAAAAGUGAUCUUCUAAAAUAAUUUCCCCUUCUUUGGAAGGCCAUCGGAUUUUGAUGAUCCCUUACUGUAUUUUACCAAAUGUUUUUGUUCUACAUAGCCUGACAGAUGCAGACGUACUGGCUACCCCACGAACUGUAUUGUAUGGCACAGCUUGUAAUUAGUUGAAAGUCACCUAUUCCAAAAUGCAGUUUAAGUCUGCAUUUAUUUCUGUGGAGCGUGUUGUAGGAGCUGGUCAAACUGGGACAUCAACUUGAGAAGGAUUAUGAGCAAUAUGACCUUCGAUAUGAAGGUCGACUAGACCACAAGGCUCAAUCUCUACCACAAAGAAGUUAAGUUCCUCACCACCAACCCGACUGCUUAAUAAAACAACCUGACUGUGUUAAAGAGUAAACAUUAGUCAUGAAUCCUGUAAUUAAAGCUCAUCUACCUCCAGACAGAAAACAGCGAUUAUCCAUAAUCCUGAAGAACAACCCCAAGUGUUGUACUCUCCGCACCUAAUGUAAUGAUGUCCUGCAGCAUCUUAUUACACCACCGGACCAGUACUCUUUAAACCAAGAGCAUAUCACUUGUCACCUAUAAAACAACUUGCUUUGGGAGAUCAGCACCAAUAUAUAUAAAAAAACAGUUAUAAUUUAAUGUAUCAAGACUUAAAGGUCCAGUUCAUGAAAUUUAGCGGCAUCUAGUGGUGAGGUUGUGAAUUGCAACCAAUGGCUCGCCCCACCGCUCACCUCUCCCUUUUGAAGCACUAGGGUGGCUGGCACAGGACUAAGACGUCGUCACAUUUUCGCUUCAAGGUGAAUUCUAUGCAAGGAGACCCGUAUGUAGAAAGAAAAAGCUCAUUCCAAGGAAAUGAAAACUUAACCCAUGACCUUGGCGUUUCUAGCGCCACGCUCUAACCACUGAUCUACAGGAAAGCUAUCUUACUACUAUGGAAAGUAAGUCAAUGGGGGCAAAUUUUGAAGUGAACUAGUCCUUUAAGACCUAAACUUUCUGUAAUACGGCCCCAAGUCCCUAAAAAACAUGAACGUCUUAAGAUUCUGUGUGGACUACCGAAGGUUUACAUAUAUCCUUUACCCUUUUCCACUAUAGAUCCUUACACGGGAUACUGACAGGUGAUCAUGGACCCUAGUAGCAAAGCCAAGACUGUGUCCAUCACCCCUGCAGGUCUUCACCCCUUUAUUGUGAUGAUAUUUGGAUUAAAGAAUGUUUCUGCAUUUUUCAGAAACUGAUAGAGACAGUCCUGCAUGUGUUUAUUUUGUUGUUUUGUUAAAUAUGGCCUGACUUUAUCAGGGUCUUAAAAAGUAUUAAAAAGUCUUAAAUGCCAUUUAGCAAGGUAUUCCUUUUUGUAUCAUUUUUCAUAUUUGUCCAAAGAGUUGUCACUUAAUUCUCUUGUGCUUCUUUCCCACCCUUCUGAAUUAUGUUGCAUAAAUAAGGAGUUAUCACCAAGACUGUUUUAUUGUGCUAUUUUACAUUCAGUAUAAAUGUAAGUGAUAGUGUCACCGAUGUAACCAGUUAAAACUAGAAGUGGCGAUGACCUAGGUCUUAAAAUGUAUGGAAAGAGUCUUAAAAUUGAACUCCAUGAUUCCUGUAUAAACAUUGUUUAUGCUUGUUGCUUAUUUUGUCAAUAAAAUGGGGCUGAGAAUGUUUCCUUGCUGAUAGACCUUUAUCACAGCGGGAUUGAAUACUGGAAGUGCUGGUCUUCCGGUUACGUUUAUUUCAAUAGACUGUAAUCGUCCUUUUGACUGAAAGUGUCUUAUAGUGAAAAUCUGCAGGAUGAUUUCAAAAUACAGACAUUUUCAGAGACAGGAGAAGAGAUAUUCUGAAGAUUACUAUUACGGUUUCCUUUAAGUUGUAAUGUUGGUGGUUAGAAUGUGCAAGCUUUAACACGUGAUAAAUAAAAGGUCCAUGAAUUUGAGAAUAAAU